CUGAGUCUGGAGCGAGUUUAGUGCAGGCACGUGACUCCACUCGCUGAUGUGGAGAAAGGAAAACGAAACCACACACACCUGCCCCAGAGAGCAGCUGAAGACUUCACACCAAGGAGAGAAAAUGUCUGGUGCAAGAAAGAAACUACGGGAGGCUUUGAGCCACUAUGUCACAGACACCCUCAUCUCCAUCACCUUAGUGAGAGGAUUCUGUGAGACGAGCUCUAAAUGGGUGCUUGCAAGGGAGAGGGAAUCCAAGAUGAUCAAGGACAUCAAAGACAGGUUUGACAAAACUGACCUGAGCCUCAGCCACGUUACCAAGUCACAGGAGAAAGGUAAGGCCUUUCUGGAAUACAUGAGGGGCGUGGUGAACGGAAAACAAACCUGUGACGAGCUGGAGAAGGAGCUGGCUGCUGUGCUGGAGGACACUCUGAGAGGCCUGGAGAAGCUCGACUGCUUCCUGGAUGCAGUGGAGAAGCUGGCGGUCACCUCACUUCAUGUGUUCAUGGAAAACCAGGUGUUAGUUCUACCUGAAGCGAUCAGCCUUGAAAACAUUCAGGCUGUCAUCGCUGCUGCACGAGUAAUCUGCCCCCUCCUCCUCGAGUUUAAAAGAGAUGCACGAGUCUUCUUUGUUCCCAGACUCCAGAAUGCGGAAGUGCUGUCGUAUCAGUUGGACAGAUACAUACAGACCAUCCAGAUAAUCUGUGAGCAGUUUGAGAAAAGCUCCCUCUGGGACUUUCGCCUGAAGACUAGGAGAACUCUGGUUGAGGUCGAUGAGGACUUGUCUGAAGAUGAAACACAGAGGAUGCUUUAUCACAUUAAUCAGCUUGAUGAAAUAAGGAUGAACCAGCACUUCCGGACAGUGUUCUUGUUUCGGGAGGAGUCAUGUUCUGCCUUCAUCAGUGAGUUCAACAAGCGACAUCCCAGGAUGCUGCAGUGUCUCAAAGACCUGGAGGACAUUGCUGUUCAGCUUGACAAGAUGAGUAAAGGGGCAAAGAUCUCCAGUGUGGCUGGCAGCUCAGUGGGGGCAGUUGGAGGUGUGCUUUCCAUUGUUGGGUUGGCGUUAAUUCCUGUAACAGCAGGAGUGUCUCUAGCUCUGACCAUGACAGGGGUAGGGCUGGGAAUCACCAGCGGAGUUAACGGUAUUGUCACCACAGCCACAGAGGUUGGAGUAAAUGUUACACAAGAAAAGAAAGCCAGUGAAGUCUUCAAGGUCUUCAAUGAGGAUGUGCAGAUUCUCCAGGAUUGUCUGGAGGAGGUGACCAGUCAAACAGUCUCUAAAAUUAAAGCAAGUGUGAUUGAUGUGGCUCAGGGAGUGGGCAUUGUUUUCAGUAAAGUUUGUGCUGUUGGAAAAGGCAUUGAUUCACUUGUCGAUGCUGCCUCUGCUGUUAAGGUGUUGCAAAGUGAAGAGGUGAUUACAGGUGUUGGUAAGGUGGUGGCCCAGGAAGGUAAAGCAUUACGCAAUGUGCCCAGGGUGGCCUCAGACAUCCCAGAUAUUGGUCAGGCAGCAGUCAAAGGGCCUCUCGCUCUAUCCAAUUCAGCCAGGGCAGGUUUCAUCGGACUCAAUGCUCUUUUCCUCGGCAUGGACAUCUUCUUCAUCUGUAAAGACAGCAUCAAUCUGGCUAAAGGCAGUGAGACUAAAGUCUCAAAGUUCAUCAGAGCCAGAGCUGCACUUUUGAGCUCAGAGAUAGAGUCAUGGAAGAAGAUCCGCGACUCUUUGUGUCAAAGCCUCUUAACAUCAGAGAGAAAACAAGGUACUCUGGAGACACCAUUUUAUCCAUGAAGUAGAUCUAGAUCUACACACAGAGAAACGGAUGUGAAUAUUUCAUUUAAUCAAGUGUAGCGUAGCACUCAGUAAACACAUAGUACUGCAUCUGUGGCAACUCUCUAAUGUGCCUUUUUGCUUACUCUGAUUAAUUUGAACGAAGAAAUUCAAUCAAAAGCUGUAAAUCACUGAUUAGUAUCAAACACAAUUUAAAUCUCUGCUUGACCAACUCUUAAAGGAGCUAUUUGUAAGUUUUGCUGUUGCUAUAUAGCCAACAUUAGCAUUAACAGUUGUUUACUUACCAGUGUUGCAGAGCUUCAGCCAUAGUUGAGUCUACAAGACCAUAGAUUAUAAUACAUCCUCUGAGCAGUGAGUUCUUCAGGGCAGACUGGACACUCUAGUGACUCGGUAUCAGAAAGUGACGAGACAGUCUGACCGGGCUGGGGCUAGCUGGUUAGCAUGCUAACUUCAGUAGAGGAAAAGAAGUGAUAGAAAAACAAGCAAAACAAGAGUUAACAUCGGUGUUUCUUUCCACCUCUUGAGAAAGCUGUUGGUGAGUAAAGCAAUAAAGGCAAACAGCCAUUAAUGCUAACGUUAGAAAAACGUACAAAUAUCUCCUUUAAAGUUUAUUUCUCAUAACAAACUGAUUACUUGAGUUGGUUAACAAUUACAUGUGCAGUAUGCUAUUUCCUUAACUGAAUUUCUUUUUAUUUCUUUCUAUUUUAUUUCUUUUACUAUGAAUGUAUUACAUAUGUCAUUCAGUGAUAAAUUCUAUGAAGAAUAUUUACCAGUAGGGUUGCAAUCUGUCAUAAUGAUGUCACAAUGAUGUUGUACGACACAAACACAUUUACUGUCAUAAAAAUAAACUUCAAUGUGUAGAAUAGAUUAAAUAAGAAUAAUACAUUAUUUCUUGGAUAUUUCUUUUUUUUGUUUCAUACAAUGUGGACUUUUUUUGUUCAUGGAGGCACCUGCUUCACCCAACUUUGCAAUUGUUUUCUGUAAAGCUUUAAAUGUCCCAUAUUUUACACAUUUCCUGUGUUUUAUUUGAAGUAUUGAUCCAUAAGAAGAUAUUUGUGGUUUAAGAACCAAAACCCAUCUCAAUGUAGUUUUACAUCUCCUCUCUCUCUAGCAAUAGCAAGUUCAGAGCCUCAAGCACUGUGUGCUCUGAAGAAUGUCCCUUUAAAUUUCCCAUAAUGAUAAAAAACAAAAAAUGUUGUCACUUUUCUGUUGUGCAAGAUUUUAAAAUGAUAUAAUGUUGUAAUUAUUAUUGCCUUUGUUAAUUUUCUACUUUGAAGACAGAGUGAUUGGAUUCAUAUAGAGAAGCUGCAGAGAGUGCACAAAGGGUGGGAUACACUUUUAAGAUCUGCGUUUUUGUGUGCAAUGCACUUUUAAAUCCCCAGCUCCCCCAGUCCACACUCCGACACAGCCCAGCCUUCCAUCUACUGUAUGAUCAUUUCACUGCCUGCACUCAUUCACUGAUUAAAUGUGUGUCUUUCAGCACACUGUCUUAGAUACAAAGGUGGAACCAGAAUAAUGCUCAAAUAAUGACAUUAAUUGAUAUGGAAUGGGCAGGGAGUCAUUGGUGGUUUUGAUAAUUAACUGAUGUUUAAAUUAUAUGACAAAAACAACCAAACAAAUAAAAACCAGCUGCACCUCAAACAACUGACAGCGUCUCACAGCUCUGUGUUACACCCACUGUGGUGAGGUGAAAGGAAGUCCACAAAGUGCAGUGGUGUGUACAAACAUGGUAAUCCACAAACUCAUUUCAGUAGCAGUACAACUGUCUGGGACUCACCAGUGUAGUCAGCAGUGCUGUCACCACAACUGCAGGGACUAGAGUAAAGCGUAAACAUCAGA
Seriola aureovittata is the source of this 3619-nucleotide messenger RNA. RefSeq lists its product as uncharacterized. Gene Ontology annotation, biological process: lipoprotein metabolic process; lipid transport. Gene Ontology annotation, cellular component: membrane; extracellular region. Bases 47 to 1780 code for a protein of 577 amino acids. The transcript is spliced from 5 exons. The record is from RefSeq and is a predicted model, not a curated record. Gene Ontology annotation, molecular function: lipid binding. NCBI's taxonomy places the organism in Eukaryota, Metazoa, Chordata, Actinopteri, Carangiformes, Carangidae.